Messenger RNA from Chrysoperla carnea, 3995 nucleotides. RefSeq names its product aminopeptidase N-like. The coding region runs from base 267 to 3353 and encodes 1028 amino acids. Lineage: Eukaryota; Metazoa; Arthropoda; Insecta; Neuroptera; Chrysopidae. The transcript is spliced from 13 exons. Gene Ontology annotation, molecular function: metalloaminopeptidase activity; peptide binding; zinc ion binding. The record is from RefSeq and is a predicted model, not a curated record. Gene Ontology annotation, cellular component: cytoplasm. Gene Ontology annotation, biological process: peptide catabolic process; proteolysis.
UAGAUGAAUUCCAUAUACAAACUUAUAUACUUCCAUCAAUAUUGCGUGAUAACAAAAUAAAAACUUACCAUCGACAUUAAACAGACAUUUCGACGCGUGGUGUGCGCCGCGACGCUUUAUUUUAAUUCAGUUCAGUAAUACUACAGUAUUCAUUGAAUUCAUAUCUCUUAAAUUAAAUUUAUAUUAAAAACACAUUUCUACUAGUGUUUUAAAUAGUGUUUCAUUAGUGUUUUAUUCUAGUGUUUUUAAUUAAUUCCAGCAGAAUAAUGAAUAAACGCAAGGAUCCAGGAGUAUUAACCUCCGAAGAAAACAAACAAAAACAUUAUUUAAUUGUAAAUAAAUCAUCAAAAGGUGAAAUAAUAGUAACAAAAUUAGCAAUUUUGCUAAUGGCAUCAACAUUUUUACUAUUAUUAAUUGCGGCAGUGAUUGGUACCUAUUUCUUAACAAUACAUUUUGUUGAGGCUAAUGCUACAACUGCAAAUCAUGAAGAGAAUGGACAUCAUAAUGGAUACCAUCAUAAUGGUAAUUCACCCGCAUCAUCAUCGUCGUCAGGAGCGGCUGCAGCCUACAGUAAAGAUAAUGAUAAGUUAUUAAAAAGUGCAUUAUUAAAUAUAGAUGCAUCACUACCUGUUAAUAAUAAAAAACCAAAGAAGAAUGUUAAUUAUCGUUUACCUACGCAUAUGAAACCAACGCACUACAGAAUUCAACUAACGCCAUUCAUAACAGAAGGCAAUUUUACAACGGAUGGUGAUGUCUCAAUAAAAUUAACAUGUUUAAAAAAUUCAUAUAACAUCACAUUAAAUGUUAAUGAUAUAUUAAUUGAUGAACGUAGCGUAAAUUUAUGUCAAUUUGAUUAUAAGCAAACUGAAUGUAAUAAUAUUGAAAUACGUGAUCACUUGUAUGAUAAAGAUACACAGCAAUAUAUUGUUAUUACAAAAGAGAAAUUAAUUACCACGAGAAAUUAUACCUUAAAUAUACGAUUUCGUUCAAAUUUAAAUGAUUUAUUACAAGGAUUUUAUCGGAGUUCGUAUAUUGAUCCAGAAACUGAAGAAAAGAGAUGGAUGGCAAGUACACAAUUUUCACCGACAGACGCACGGCGUGCAUUUCCUUGCUUUGACGAGCCAAGUUUUAAAUCAACAUUUAAAAUUAGUAUAGCACGUGAUUCAACACGUCACACAUCUUUAAGUAAUAUGCCAUUACGAAAAACACAACAAAUACCAUCACAAGAAAACUGGGUAUGGGAUCAUUACGAAGAAACACCAGUAAUGUCCACAUAUUUAGUGGGAUUUGUUGUAUCUGAUUUAAAAGCAGCCACAAAAAUAACACCUGACGCACCUAAUCAAAAAGUGAAUAUUUCCUAUUGGUCACGUGAAAGUGUUACAAAUAGCACAAUGUACGCACAAAUUAUCACACCACAAUUGUUAUCAUUUUUUGAAACAUAUUUUGGUAUACCAUUCCCGUUACCAAAACAAGAUUUAGUCGCUAUACCAGAUUUUGGAUUUUCGGCAAUGGAAAAUUGGGGUUUGAUUACAUUUAGAGAGUCUGUGUUAUUAUUUAAUGAAACUGUAUCAACAGCAAGAUCAUUACAAAGUACAGCAACAACAAUUGCGCAUGAGUUGGGCCAUCAAUGGUUUGGAAAUUUGGUAACACCAGCAAGGUGGGAAGAUUUAUGGUUAAAAGAAGGUUUUGCUGACUUUUCUGCGUAUUUGGGUGUUCAUCAAAUUGAAAAAACAUGGCAAAUGGCAGACCAAUUUGUUUUAGAAGUAACUUUCAAAGCAUUCGGCUUAGACCAAACGAAAUCAUCACAUCCGAUUUCAGUACCCGUAAAUAAUCCAACAGAUAUUCGUCAAAUAUUUGACCCGAUAUCGUAUAGCAAAGGUGCAGCAAUUAUUCGUAUGAUGUCACAGUUCUUAGGCGAAAGCGCUUUCCGUAAUGGUUUAAAAUAUUAUUUACACGAAUACAGUUACAGCAAUGGAAAACAAGAUGAUUUGUGGAGAGCAUUACACGACCAUAGCGAAGAAAAUACAUUGCCUAAAGGUGUAACAGUUAAAACUAUUAUGGAUUCAUGGACAUUAAAAGCUGGAUUCCCUAUAAUUACAGUUAAACGUGAUUAUGAAAAUGAUACUGCUAUUAUUACUCAAAAAAGAUUCUUAAUAACUGAAUCUCCCCAAACUGAUAAUGAAGAAAAGACAUUAUGGUACAUUCCAGUUACAUACACAACCCAAACUAAACCUGAAUUUAAUGAUACACGAACCAGAUUAUGGAUGACUAAGAAAGAAGAAAUGAUUGAAAAUUUACCAAAGGACGGUUGGGUGGUUCUUAAUAUUCAAACUGUUGGGUUCUACCGAGUAAAUUACGAUCAAGCCAAUUGGGAAAUGUUAACACAACGAUUUGUUAAUUUCCCAGAAAUAACACGUGUACAGUUUAUCGAUGACUCAAUGAGUAUUGCGCGAGCUAAUCAAUUAAAUUAUAGUAUUGCUUUGGAUAUGUUAAAACAAAUACCAAAAACUCAAUUUAGUUAUCUUGGAUGGAAAACAGUCAUUGACCAAUUAAACUAUUUAUACAAUAUGCUUGCAUUUAGUCCAUCGUUUGGCAAUUUCCAGACAUUUAUACAUACAAUUGUACAAGGCACAUACUCACGAUUUGAUUUUGAUGAAAAACCGGAAGAUCCACAUAUAAUUAAAUUACAUCGAGCACAAAUUUUAUCAUUAGCAUGUCAAAUGGGAUACGAACAUUGUACAAACCGUGCCCAAUAUUUAUUUAGAGAAUGGAUGAUUGAUCCAAGAACUACGGUUAAACCAAAUUUAAAAUAUGUUGUUUAUUGUACAUCGGUUCGAGAGGGUGGCGAACGAGAAUGGAAUUUCCUGUUUGAUCAUUAUAUGAAAUCGGAUUCAGCAUCGGACAAAGUAGUCAUAUUACAAUCAUUAGGAUGUUCAUCAACGCAUUGGUUGUUAGCCAGGUAUUUAAAUAUGACAAUUAGUGAAAAUAGCCCAAUUCGAAAACAAGAUGGAGCCACAGUUUUCGAAGCUAUUGCCAAUAAUAUUUAUGGUGCUGAAUUAGCACUUAAUUUCCUACGUAAUCAGUGGGAUCAAGUUAAUGCAUAUUAUGGAGAAGCUUUUAACACUGUUACAAAAAUGGUAAAAUCCGCGCACACAUUUUUGAAUACACCAGCACAAUUGGAGGAGGUUUUACAUUUCAAACGGAAGCAUGAAAAUAAUUUAUAUACAUCGGAAAUGGCUUUAAAUUAUGUGAUAGAUCAAGUAUUAGCAAAUAUUGAAUGGAAGAAAAAUAGUUAUCAAGAUGUUGCUGAUUGGUUAAUAGAAUUUAAUGAAAUAUGGGGCCGUUACGUUUAAUUUAUUUAAAUAAUUAGAUAACAAAUUGAUCAAUGAUAUAUUUUUAAAUAGAUAUCGCAUUAUAUUUUUUAUUAUUUAAAAGAAAAUGCAGUUCCUAUUUUAUUUUAUGCGUACAAAUAGGGGUUGCACAAUUAUUGUGAGAUUUACAAAACACUUUCAAAUACUUCGAUUGAUAAUUCGAAGCCUGAGAGCUAGUUGGCUAAUUAAAAAAAAAGCUAGUUCUCCUUCAGCAUUAUUUAACACAUUUCGUAGACAAAAAUUCCAACAAGUUAGAUAAUAAUAGUCUUUUUCGACUUUCGAGUCAACUAGCCCUUAGGCAAUUAGAAAAUUGUAUAAUUUAAUUAAACUAAUUGUAAGAUUCCGUACCCAAAGCUAUCAAGGGCAAGUUGCAUUUAAAACGGAAAUGUUUUUUCCGAAAAUAAAUAAAAAGUGUAUUAUGAAAAAAGUUAAAAUCGUCCAUACAAACACGGAAAAUCGUUUUUUCGUAAAGCGGUAUUAUGGAAGGUAAAACACUUCUCAUUUGUAGAUUCGAUUAUUUCAAUGUCGGCAGUUAUUUAAGAAAAUUAAAUGCGGAAAUUUUUAUUAAUAAUAGCUUGUAUCUUUUACGUGCCAGACUGUUUUAAGUGAUUUGUUAUUUUUAAA